Zalophus californianus (California sea lion) is the source of this 1713-nucleotide messenger RNA. RefSeq names its product branched chain keto acid dehydrogenase E1 subunit beta (gene BCKDHB). Lineage: Eukaryota; Metazoa; Chordata; Mammalia; Carnivora; Otariidae. Gene Ontology annotation, molecular function: catalytic activity. The record is from RefSeq and is a predicted model, not a curated record. Gene Ontology annotation, biological process: response to nutrient; branched-chain amino acid catabolic process. The transcript has 12 exons. The coding region runs from base 64 to 1413 and encodes 449 amino acids.
GCUCUGCCCUCUCUGCCUGCCGCUUGCGGCGGCGUAGCUCGCAAACCCGGGAUACAAGUGGGGAUGGCGGCGUUGGCGGCGUUGGCGGCGACUGUGGGCGGGCUGUUGAGGCUACGUGCGGCCGGGGCGGAAGGACAGUGGCGUCGGCUUCGAGGCGCGGGGCUGCUGCGGGGCUUGCUGCAGCCCGACUCGGCCACCGGGGUUGCUGCGCAGAGGAGGCAUGUGGCUCACUUCACUUUCCAGCCGGACCCGGAGCCCCAGGAGUAUGGGCAGACUCAGAAAAUGAAUCUUUUCCAGGCAAUAACAAGUGCCUUGGAUAACUCAUUGGCUAAAGAUCCUACUGCAGUAAUAUUUGGUGAAGAUGUCGCCUUUGGAGGAGUCUUUAGAUGUACGGUUGGCUUGCGAGACAAGUAUGGAAAAGAUAGAGUUUUCAACACGCCGUUGUGUGAACAAGGGAUCGUUGGGUUUGGAAUUGGGGUCGCAGUCACUGGGGCGACCGCUAUUGCAGAAAUUCAGUUUGCAGAUUAUAUUUUCCCUGCUUUUGAUCAGAUUGUUAACGAAGCUGCCAAGUACCGCUAUCGCUCUGGGGAUCUUUUUAAUUGUGGAAGCCUCACUAUCCGGGCGCCUUGGGGCUGUGUCGGCCAUGGGGCUCUUUAUCAUUCUCAGAGUCCUGAAGCUUUUUUUGCUCACUGUCCAGGAAUCAAGGUGGUUGUACCCAGAAGCCCUUUCCAGGCCAAGGGACUUCUUUUGUCAUGCAUAGAGGAUAAAAAUCCUUGUAUAUUUUUUGAACCUAAAAUACUUUACAGGGCAGCAGUUGAACAGGUUCCUGUAGAACCAUACAACAUUCCCCUGUCCCAGGCUGAAGUCAUUCAGGAAGGGAGUGACGUGACUCUAGUUGCCUGGGGCACUCAGGUUCAUGUGAUCCGAGAGGUGGCUUCCAUGGCUCAAGAGAAGCUUGGAGUGUCUUGUGAAGUCAUUGAUCUGAGGACUAUACUACCUUGGGACAUGGAUACGGUUUGCAAGAAAUUCAGAGAAGCUGCCUAUGGAAAAGAAGAACUUGAUUUUGGCAGGAGAAUGACAGUCUUUGAAAGAAACUCAGGAUUCAAGAAUAAUACUGUCCUUCAACUUAAAAUCAACUACAUACAACAGUGCCAAAAAGGAAAGAAAAAUGACAGUUUACAAGGUUCUGUGAUCAAAACAGGGCGACUGCUAAUCAGCCAUGAGGCUCCCUUGACAGGCGGCUUUGCGUCGGAGAUCAGCUCUACAGUUCAGGAAGAAUGUUUCCUGAACCUAGAGGCUCCUAUAUCAAGGGUAUGUGGGUAUGACACACCGUUUCCUCAUAUUUUCGAGCCCUUCUACAUCCCAGACAAAUGGAAAUGCUAUGAUGCCCUUCGAAAAAUGAUCAACUAUUGAUCAUAUUGAAAAACUGGAAGAUUGUGACUAGAUACGGAAAUAUUUUUCUGAAAAUUCUUUUUAUUUCCUCAGACUUCUCUCUUCUUGAAAAUAGAGUUUUUAUGAACUGAACCAUCAUGGAUAUUGGCUGAAAAUUUUUAAUUAGUUAUUGUAUUAACACAUAUGAAUUGAUUUCCAUUAAGAGUGUCUGAUUAACUUUUUAAAAUGCUUCACUUGGUAGUCUUAUAAAUUCCAUUUAAUUACAUCUGUAAAUAUUGGGUAUGGGGUAGUAUUCAAUAAAGCAAAAUCAGAUUGUCCUCA